This is a messenger RNA of Gopherus evgoodei (Goodes thornscrub tortoise), 1356 nucleotides long. Its product is annotated as angiopoietin-related protein 7-like. Bases 1 to 1356 code for a protein of 451 amino acids. Lineage: Eukaryota; Metazoa; Chordata; Testudines; Testudinidae. The transcript has 6 exons. The record is from RefSeq and is a predicted model, not a curated record.
AUGAAUGACUGUUACCCAGGUGGCUCCUUGUUUGCAUCCUUCACCUUCCUCAUGAAGUUCGCCCUCCCCCUCAGCUCCGCCAGGAUGGCCCUGCGGUCUCUCAUCUUCAUGGGCAUCCUGAACGGCCCCUCACUGCAGAAGCCCCUGGCUGCUGAGGAUGACAGUGGGGGGCACCAUGGGAACACGGGCCUGAUCCAAUGCGGGGAUUACAGCAACCAGGUCCUGCCCAAUGGCCGGUGUAAGAUUGUCGCCACCUUGCCGCAGAUGGAUGAGCAGAGGUGCCCGGAUAUGUUCCGCUGCACGGACGAGGUCUCCUACUGGCUCCAUGAGAAUGAAGAGCGCAAGCAGCAGAUCCUGGAGCUGCGGGAGCUGAUCUCUGAGCUGCAGGAGGAGCUGAGGAACCACCGGCAUCGCAUCAAAGUCCUAGAGCUGCAGCAUGAGGAGAAGAACAGCCGGAACUCCACGGUGGAGCAGCGGGUCCAGGAGCUGGAGCAGCAUUACAACGAGGCCAGCACGCUACAGCACAUCCAAGCCACGCUGCUCUACGACAUGCAGGCCCAGAUCCACAACAUCUCCCUGCUGACUGAGUGGGUUCGGCGCAAUCCCGGCUGCCUCGUUCCUGCCGAGAUGAGGUCGCUGCAGGAGAUGCACCAUCCAGACGUGAAGCACGCAAAGAACUGCCCAAUAGACUGUGCUUCCAUUUACUACAACGGGAUCCGGAGGUCUGGAGUCUACAGCAUUAUGCCCUCCGUUGGUGGGAUGCCUAUAGAAGUGCUGUGUGAAAUGGACACGGAAGGUGGAGGUUGGACUGUCAUCCAGCGGCGGCAGGAUGGCUCGGUCAACUUCACCCAGACGUGGAACGAGUACAAAGACGGCUUUGGGGAUUUAAACAGUGAGUUCUGGCUGGGUAACGAGAACAUUCACAAGGUGACGAACCAAGGGGACUACUCGCUCCGCAUUGAUUUGGAAGACUGGAACAACAAGCACAAGCACGCCUUCUACCAGAUCUUCAGCAUUGAGGAUGAGGCAAAUGAUUACCGCCUGCAUGUGGAUGGCUUCAGUGGGACAGUAGAGGAUUCAUUUGCCUGGUACCACAACAAGAGGAGUUUCAGCACGCCCGACACGGGGAACAUCUGUGCCGAGAUCUCCCACGGAGGCUGGUGGUAUCAUCAGUGCUUCUUCUCCAACCUCAAUGGAGUGUACUACAAGGGGGGCAGGUACUCCACAAAAAACCGCAAAAUCCUGGGGCCAGACGGCAUUGUGUGGUACACGUGGAAAGACUCUGAUUACUACUCCCUGAAGAAAGUCACCAUGAUGAUCCGUCCACGUACCUUCCGACCCCAUCUCUCCCCAUGA